Messenger RNA from Hyaloscypha bicolor E, 414 nucleotides. RefSeq lists its product as uncharacterized. The annotation marks the transcript as partial. The transcript is spliced from 2 exons. The record is from RefSeq and is a predicted model, not a curated record. Lineage: Eukaryota; Fungi; Ascomycota; Leotiomycetes; Helotiales; Hyaloscyphaceae.
AAUAUGCUUGCCGGUCUGUUCGCUUGGCUCCUCCUUGUUAGCUUUAUCGUACUUCCCGCCACAUUCGCAUCAAUCCGUAACUCUCGUGCGCUUGAUGGCAUCGGCAAGGCUGGGAAGGCUGUAAUUAGCGCGACCCAGAAUAUCCCAGUAUUGUGGGUAGCAGGUUCAUGCUGUGUUUGUGGAGCUUCUGGUUUAUUAUGGCUCUGGUGGGGGCAAAAUCAGAAUUAUAUUUGGCUAGGAGAUCGAAUUUUCUUACCUGGUCUGAUAAAUUCUACCAUUGGCUUGAUCACAACUUUGGUUAAUGUGUAUACGACCCAACGCGGUACCUGGUCCAUAAUAUCUGUCGUGACCGCUGCUGCUACGGCAACUACUACACUGGUUACUCUGAUAAUGUACCUGCUUUAUGCAGCCUGG